CUUUAUGAUUAAAUUAAUAGAAAAUGUUAAUAAAAUUAGAUGAUAUGUGCAUAUUUGAAUUUUUCAAAGUUAAUGGGUUAGACUAGAAAUGGAUUAAAUGUUGGGUGGGAACAAGUAUUUCGACCUUUUACUGUUUAAGAGACCAUGACUAGUGGGAUAAUAAUAGAUGACCAUAUUUUUGUAUCCAAAUUGGUGGUAUUUGGGAGAAACCAUGGGAAGAAGGGAAUCAUCAAAUCCAUCAAACGUAAUGUUUUCUGUGUUGUUCUUUCUAUUUAUUGGUGUACAACAAGCUGCAUGUUCUUCUUCAUGUGGAAACAUCAAAGAUAUACGAUUCCCCUUCCGGUUAAAGGCCAAUCCAUCUGACCUCGGUGAUUCGGUAUUCGAUCUUAGUUGCGAGAGCAACAAAACCAUCCUUCAAUACUGUUCUGGAAAAUACUAUGUGAACAACAUUUCUUAUGAUGAUCAGCUAAUUAAUGUUGUUGAUGUUGACUUGGCCAAUCCAAGCUGUGGCGCCCUUCCAUCUCGACCUCUUUCAAUCUCAAAAACUGAUGGCGUUAAUGUCAACAGAACAGGAAUUCAAUUCAUAUUACGACCUGAUGACUGGACUAGUAGGGGACAUAUUAAGCACUACGGAGAAGCCCAGUUUUUGAAUUGCUCUUGGAAUUUCAGUCAUCCCUCGUACAUAAGAGUUCCUUGUUUGAGUGGAAACCAGUCUCAUGUUUACGUCUUCUUUAGUGAUAGCUUAGAAACAACCAAUCGUCACAAUUCAUGCUCCAUCAUUUCAAGUAUUCCUAUGCUUCUUCCUCUUCAGGCAAAUCCUGACUAUGAAAACAUCCAGAAAUUUCUUCAGUCAGGGUUUGAUCUUAUGUGGUACAUUGCGUAUUAUAAUCCAUUUGAAAUAUUGUAUGGCUUUAGGCAGAAAGAAUAUGCAGCGCCACUCUAUCGCUCUAAAAGCAUUGCUCUUCCUAAUUGGGUUAGGUUGGUCUAUCUGGAAAUUAUAGAACCAUUUGAAAGCUUUCUGUUGGUUGUUCUUAUCGUCAGAUUAAUCCUUGCUCCGAUGGUUUUACUUGUGUAUAUUUUCAUCAAGUAUAUAAAAACAUGGAAAACGGUGGAUACCGUAGAAAAAUUUCUUCACAAUCAACAAUCUUGGAUGCCUAAAAGUUAUUCCUAUUGUGAGAUAAUUGCAAUGACAAACGGUUUCAGCUAUGAGUUAGGCCAAGGUGGUUUCGGAUCGGUUUACAGGGGGCAGCUUCAUAAUGGUUGUUUUAUUGCUGUUAAGGUGUUAAAGAAUUCCAAAUUUAGUGCAGAAGAAUUCAUCAAUGAAGUCUCCACAAUCGGUAGAAUUCAUCAUGUCAAUAUUGUGAAAUUAUUGGGAUUUUGUUCAGAAGGACCAAAUCGUGCUCUUGUGUAUGAGUAUAUGCCUAAUGGAUCUCUUGAUAAGCACAUUUUCUCAAAGGGAGGUAAAGGAAAGUCAUUUACUUGGAAGAAACUCCAUGAAAUAGCUAUAGGAACAGCUCCAGGGAUUGAAUAUCUACAUGGAGGAUGUGAUGUUUGUAUUCUUCAUUUCGAUAUUAAGCCUCAUAAUAUCUUGCUUGACCACAAUUUCAUUCCAAAAGUUUCUGAUUUUGGCCUUGCAAAAUUUCAUCCAAAGGAAAAUGAUUUUGUGUCCAUUACCGUUACAAGAGGAACAAUAGGAUAUAUAGCUCCUGAGUUAAUUUCAAGAAAUUUUGGGGUUAUUUCUUGUAAGUCAGAUGUUUAUAGUUUUGGAAUGUUAUUGUUAGAAUUGGUUGGAGGGAGAAGGAAUUCUUUUUCAAUGGAAACUCAUUCAAGCAAAGCGUACUUCCCAUCUUGGGUAUAUGACCAACUACAAAAGGGAGGAGAUUUAGAGCUCCAAGAUGUGGCUGAAAAUGAAACUGGGAUUGCAAGAAAAUUGUGCAUAAUUGGGUUGUGGUGCAUACAAGUGAAUGCAGCAAGUCGUCCAGCAAUUACUAAAGUAAGAGAAAUGUUAGAAGGAAGCAUUGAGGAUUUACAGACACCUCCUAAACCUUUCUUUUCUUCUUCUCAACAUGGCUCUGUGAAGGAUGAGAUUUUAAUUGAAUUAGAUUCAACAAGUUCGUCAGAGCUAUUGUUGUUAGAAUCAAUAGAGGGAAGCUUGUAUAUUGAUGGCAAUGUUUAGUUUAAUUUCCAAAUUGAAAGUGUAAAUUUGAAAUAAAAAUGCAGUCACUAGUGGUUUUUAUAUUAAUGUAUUCAAUAUUUGAAAAAUGGCUUUUAUGGUGUAAGUAAAAUAUCAAUAAAAUCCUUGGUGUUGUCAUUGUUA
Molecule: messenger RNA, 2317 nt
Organism: Mangifera indica (mango)
Lineage: Eukaryota; Viridiplantae; Streptophyta; Magnoliopsida; Sapindales; Anacardiaceae
Product: rust resistance kinase Lr10-like
Exons: 3
Coding region: 167-2176 (669 amino acids)
Biological process (GO): protein phosphorylation
Molecular function (GO): polysaccharide binding; protein kinase activity; ATP binding
Source: RefSeq, a predicted model, not a curated record